AGAAAAUGAUUCCUCUUGUGUUUAUUGGCUAUGUGACAUGUCUGAUCCUGGUUCGUUUGGAAGCUCAGACUCCAUCACCGUCUUUGCAUUUUGAAUCGGUCAGCGUCGGCUCAAAUGUGACUUUAAAGUGUUUCUUUAAAGAAACUGAUGGAGUGAUUUUCUACUGGUAUAAACAAACUCCAGGGCAGAAACCACAGCUGAUGUCAGAGUUUUAUAGAUAUAAGAGAAAUGGCUCACUUACGGGUGAAUUUUGCAAUGAUUCACGAUUUGAGCUGGAAACUGGCAAAGACAAAAACCACUUGAGGAUCUCCAAUGUGCAAAUGUCAGACUCUGCUGCUUACUACUGUGCAGGAGUUCAUACAUAUCUGUAUACAUUUCUAGAGGGCAUUACAGUCCAUGUAAAAGAACCAAAUCUGAACAUUUGGACCUUGGUCGAUCAGUCCAGAUCUGAGAUCAACCGGCCAGGAGGUUCUGUGACUCUGAAGUGUACGGUACAAAGCGGGACCUGUGAUGGGCAACACAGAGUUUUCUGGUUCAGAAACUCUGAAGAACACCUUCCAGAGAUCAUUUACACCAAUGGAGCCAGCGAUGACCAGUGUAAGAAGAAGCCAACCACACAGGCACACAGCUGUGUGUACAGCCUAUCCAUAGAGAGUCUGAACGCGUCCAAUGCCGGGACCUACCACUGUGCCGUUGCCUCAUGUGGACACAUUCUGUUUGGAAAAGGGAUGCAGCUGGACUAUGAGAAAAAGUCUGACUCCCCUGUCCUGCUGUACGUCUUGAGUGGAGCUUUAGCAUUCAGCAUCAUCAUGGUGAUAAUUCUGGCUACAAAUGCAGAUGAUUACGAGGAUGCAGAAAAUCUCCAUUAUGCUGCUUUAAGCAGUAAUAAACUCAGCAGAUCGAGAGGGAAGAGGGACGCCACCAGUGAAGUUGUGUACUCCAGUGUUGGGCCUCAGAACUGAAGUUGCUUCUUUGUGUUGUUAUGCUAACGCAGUGGUUCCCAAAGUGUGGGACGCGCCCCCUAGGGGGUGCGCCGUGCCAUUGCAGGGGGAG
Messenger RNA from Xiphophorus maculatus (southern platyfish), 1053 nucleotides. RefSeq lists its product as uncharacterized. The transcript is spliced from 4 exons. The coding region runs from base 6 to 962 and encodes 318 amino acids. Gene Ontology annotation, biological process: response to bacterium. The record is from RefSeq and is a predicted model, not a curated record. Lineage: Eukaryota; Metazoa; Chordata; Actinopteri; Cyprinodontiformes; Poeciliidae.